Molecule: messenger RNA, 7215 nt
Organism: Spodoptera frugiperda (fall armyworm)
Lineage: Eukaryota; Metazoa; Arthropoda; Insecta; Lepidoptera; Noctuidae
Gene: Toll-6
Product: toll-like receptor 6
Exons: 2
Coding region: 461-4300 (1279 amino acids)
Biological process (GO): signal transduction
Molecular function (GO): protein binding
Source: RefSeq, a predicted model, not a curated record
AAAUUCAGUCGACUGGUAGCAGCGUCUGGGCACGGUCGCGCCACAUGACGCUCUGAUCGGACUUACGUUACAGUGAAAACACGCUUAUCACUUACGAUACAAAAUUUUGUUACGGACUUUAUUGUACAAAACCAGUUAAAUAGUAUUCAGAAAAUAAUUUUGAAUGCUACUACAGUGAAUAUUGGACGUUUCGUAAAUACUGAUGUGGACAGUUUCUGUGAAAUUUUGUUUACGUUUCGAAGAACGCUAAAACACUGGAUUGUGAAUUGAUAUUGACGCAUCAUGAGCAUUAUCUCAACAAGGACUAUUUGUUAAAUUGAAGCCGAAAUAGUGUUCAUAAAUUGAUGGAUACUACACAUCCGGCAAGGGGACGCAAUACGCGAACGCCGACGGAAAAAACAUGACACUGAGACUAUCGUGUCUUGUUUUCUUUCUUCCCUGAUAUUUGAUUUUCCCCAUCAUGGCUCAACAACAAACUUUUUUAAGAAAUCGUCUUUGCCAAAUCUUGUUUUGGUUCGUCAUUGGCCUGAAUGUGGCUGAUCAAAGCUCCCUGCCACUAAAAUAUGAAGCACCUGAUGACUGCCAGUGGUGGCUGAGAGGUCCCAACGAUGCACACGAGGUUUCCCUCACGUGUAAACUCCGCACAAUAAACAGUGAAUUCGACACCACCAACUUCAGUGUGAUACCUUCAGAACAUACAACAUCGUUAAGAAUAGAGUGUAAUGAAGAAAUGAUGUACAAAAGCUCCCUUGAUGAUCGAAGUUUCGCACAUCUAGUGAAACUACGUGAACUUGUUUUAGAUAACUGUAAAAUUGGAAGAUGGCCGCCUGGCGUACUCUCCGGCUUGAGAGACCUCCGAAAUUUAACGAUUCGAACGAAAAACACGGAGUGGGCCGCUAUGAGUUUAGAGAUAGCAUCAGAAAGCUUUACGGCUGUUCGACAGUUGGAAAAGUUGGAUCUCAGUUUUAAUAACAUCUGGUCAUUUCCCGAAAACUUGUUUUGCCCGUUAACUAAUUUAGUGUAUUUGAAUGUAUCUUCAAACCGUCUACAAGAUGUGAGUGAUUUGGGAUUCAGAGAGCGUGCAAUGCAUCAAGCACUGAUUAGUGAACAGGAUGGGCCUCCUCCCUCGGCGCCUUCUAUGUCACAUGCAACCUGCUCAUUAGAUAUUGAGGUACUAGACGCUUCAAGCAAUCACUUUGUGCUAAUGCCAGAAAACGGAUUUAUGGCUCUACGUAGACUCAAAGAACUGCACAUUCACGAUAACGAAAUAUCAAUGGUGGCUGACAAAGCGUUAUCUGGAUUGAAACAGCUGCAGAUAAUUGAUCUUUCAAACAACAAAAUAGUCGCUCUUCCGCAAGAUCUGUUUAAAGAUAGCAGGCCGGUCAUCAAAGAAAUAUACUUACAAAACAAUUCUAUAAGUGUGCUUUCACCAAGUCUGUUCGCCAACCUAGAUCAACUAUUAGCGUUGGAUUUAUCUAAUAAUCAUUUAACAAGUACUUGGAUUAAUGAGAAUACUUUCACCGGUCUCAUAAGAAUGGUGCUGUUGAAUUUAUCUAAUAACAGAUUAACUAAACUGGAUCCCAAAAUUUUCAAAGAUUUGUACACACUACAAAUUCUGAAUGUUCAACAUAACAUGCUGGAGAGCAUUGCAGCUGAUACGUUUGCACCAAUGAACAAUCUACACACGUUGAUAUUAUCUUACAACAAGAUCUCUCACAUCGAUGCUUAUGCCUUAAAUGGUCUGUAUGUGCUGUCAUUACUAUCUAUUGAUAAUAAUCAUCUCGAAGAACUCCACCCUGAAGCAUUCAGAAAUACAUCCUCCCUACAAGAUUUGAAUUUAAAUGGCAAUCGUUUAAAGAAAGUGCCCAUAGCAUUGAGAAAUAUGCGAUUACUAAGAACUCUUGAUCUGGGAGAGAAUCAGAUAACGUCAUUGGAAGAACCCGGCUUCGUUGGUUUGCAUAACGUGUAUGGCCUUCGUCUUAUCGGAAAUAAAAUUGAAAACAUAAGUAAAGACGUGUUUACAGAUUUACCGUCCCUGCAAAUUUUAAAUCUUGCACGUAAUAAAUUGAAGCACAUCGACACGAAUGCAUUUGAAACACUAUCCACACUACAGGCUAUCCGGUUAGAUGCUAACCAACUAACGAAUAUUCAAGGCCUAUUUGUAAAUAUUCCAUCGCUAUUAUGGUUAAACGUAUCAGACAACCAAAUAGAAUGGUUUGAUUACACUGUCAUUCCUUCGGGACUUCAGUGGUUGGAUCUUCACAGUAAUAAUAUCAAGGAACUGGGAAACAAUUACCGUAUGGACAAGGAACUGCGUUUGCAAACACUAGACGCAAGUUUCAACAAAAUGACAAAAAUAUCAGCUUUCUCAAUUCCCAGCAGUGUGGAGUUGCUGUUUCUGAAUGAUAAUCAAAUUACACAAGUUGAAGCCCAAACUUUUGUUGGAAAAACCAAUUUAACGAGAGUCGAUUUGUAUGCAAAUCAGAUAACUAGUAUGGAUCUCAAUGCGCUUCGACUAACUCCGGUCGAUCCGGGACGACCGCUACCCGAAUUUUAUAUUGGUGGAAACCCGUUUCAGUGCGACUGUACUAUGGAGUGGCUUCAACGCAUAAACAAACUGGACCAUCUUAGACAACAUCCACGUGUCAUGGACUUGGAGAGCAUUUACUGCAAAUUAUUAUACAAUCGUGAAAGGACUUAUAUUCCGCUUAUCGAGGCGGAAUCAUCUCAGUUUUUGUGUACAUAUAAAACUCACUGUUUUACGCUGUGCCAUUGUUGUGAUUUUGACGCUUGUGAUUGUGAAAUGACGUGCCCAUCGAACUGUACGUGUUAUCAUGACCAACCGUGGUCAGCAAAUAUUGUGGACUGUUCUGCUGCUGGGUAUUCAGAAAUACCUAGCAGUAUACCUAUGGACGCUACUGAACUAUAUUUAGACGGUAAUAAUUUUGGUGGUUUAACGAGUCAUGCAUUUAUUGGACGUAAGAACUUAAAAAUAUUAUAUGCUAAUAAUUCUAACAUUGACGCUCUGUAUAAUAAUACGUUUAGUGGACUAAAACGCUUAACAAUAUUGCAUUUAGAAAAGAACAAUAUAAAAGAGUUGCUAGGUUUCGAACUGUCGCCUCUGGAGAAUUUGCGCGAGUUGCAUCUACAAGACAAUAAAAUACAUUACAUCGAUAAUCGUACCUUCAUGGAGUUGAGGCAUUUAGAAGUGUUGCGCUUAGAAGGCAAUAACAUUUACGGCUUCGCGGUGUGGCAGUUCACGAUGAAUCCAUAUUUGGUUGAGAUAAGUCUCUCGCGGAACCUUUGGUCGUGCGAUUGUCAGUACAUGCAUAAAUUUCGCACUUGGUUCAAAAAUAACCUGGGAAAAGUGGAAGAUGCAUUAAAAAUAACGUGUGUAUUUGACAACGUAACGAACGCUGUGGGACCAUUGAUGGCAGAUUUCAACUCGACGAUAUGCACAAGUCACGUAGGGGGAAGCUCAUCCAUAAUCGAGAAUCAAGUAAUUAAUGAUUAUCUCCCUCUGCUGCUAAUAUCACUGUGCGUGUUCAUUAUAAGCUCGGCAUUAAUAUGCGGCGUAUUUUAUUGGCGACGCGAGCUGCGAGUCUGGAUUUACUAUCAUUGUGGAUUUAGAAUGUGCUACAAAAGUACAGCCUUUGAUGAUGAAGCCGACAAAGAUCGUCUCUUUGACGCCUACAUAAGUUAUAGCGUUAAAGAUGAGGCGUUCGUUGCUCAAAUGUUGGCGCCUGGACUAGAAUCCACCGACCCAAGUUUCCGGCUCUGUCUACAUUACCGGGACUUUAAUGCCUCAGCAUACGUAGCGGAUACAAUAAUAGAGGCCGUAGAGUCAUCCAAAAGGACGAUAAUAGUCCUAUCAAAAAAUUUCAUUAACAACGAAUGGUGUCGUUUCGAAUUUAAAACGGCACUCCAUGAAGUACUGAAAGAGAGACGAAGAAGACUGAUAAUAAUAUUGCUAGGCGAGCUUCCGAACAGAGACAUCGACCCGGAGCUCAGGUUGUGUUUGAAAGCGAACACCUGUAUAGAGUGGGGUGAUAGACAAUUUUGGCAAAAGUUAAGGUUCGCGAUGCCGGACUUACGGAAGUGUCAGUAUCACCGGUCGACAGUGAAUAUUUACGCUUCGGUGUCUCCGGUGGGGGCCGGGCGGGCGCCAGCGCCGCCCCCUCCGCCGCCGCCGGGCAAGCUCCCCCCUCUGCUCGGCGACGGGCUGGCCCUGCCGACCAGCGUGCACACGCGCGACGUGCACCCCCACCGCAUGCCGCCGCAAGCGCAGCUCUGGGCGUAGCGUAUGCUCCAACGCAGUGCAUCUUCGGAGCGCACUGCGUACACCUGGCUGCCAGACACCAGGAUCGAGUUCUGCUCGCCGUACAGCCGGCGAAAGAGCUCCAACUCAACUGUCUACGAGAGCGACUGAUGGUACGAGGGCUUCGACCAACUCGAAGAAGCGUUACUUUGAUCAAGGACACUUAAAGUGCCAAACCCCGUACUAUGAAACUCUUGAGUGACUUCGACACCAUCUAAAGUGCUACUCAUUUUUCCAAAUAAAAACUUAUGUUACUAUUAAAAUGUCGUUACGAUUAGAUUUAGUCAUUGUAAAUAGUUAUCGUUUUUAUGUAAAAAUCUUGAAAACAAUUUUUAUGCCAUCCAUUAUGUAAUUAGAUUCAGAGCCAUAAUGUACAUUUUGGGUAAUGAAGCGGAAUAUUGCUUUUUGUUUAGUUCACAAGAUUGUAAAUAAACAACGAAUCAUAAUAUUAGUUUGUAAGUGGAAGUCAUCAAUGUAAAGAUGUGUCACUAGUUUUACGUAAAGUGGUUACAACAAUAUUGUAUAAGAUAACCAUAUGAUUGAUUUUAUGCCAGAUAAGAGUUCUAGAAAGUUCUUGGAAAUCUUUGCGGAGUACGGAAUAUUUUUGCUCAUAAAUUUGCUAAUAUAACCGCGUCUACUUCGACUGUGGCUCGAUGAGAAACCGUGAAAACUUCCUCUUGCUUGCUGAAAAUGAAUAUUUAUGACAGGCAACGAGUAAUGCGCCAUUUAUGGACAAAGUUGGUAUGUUCCAUCUACUUAUCGAACGUAACUGAAUAGCGAAAUUACAAAUACUUGCUAGGAAUUGGUAUCUGUAGCAUAUAGUACGUAAGGGUUAAUUUGGGUGCGAGUGGAAUUGAAUGUAGAUGUUACGUAUUCGCUAUUUGUUUGUUCGAAUCUUUCCUUAUUUUGAAACGUCUAUACCACUUUUGUAUUAAAUGAAUAAUCGCGACGUGUAAGUAUCAUAUUCCUAAGUAACCAUUGUUUUAAGGUCAUAUAAGGCUAUUUAAUUAAAUUCGACUUUGUCAACAAUUUUCUAAUUAUAAACGUCAUAUUAAUUACUAUUAAAUAUUCCUAUAUCUACAAAAUACGAAUUUUCAUAAAUGUAACUAUGUUUUUAAGGUACAAUUUCAUGUAAUAUUUUGAUGUAAGAUGUGACACCAUCGAUUGUUACCCUAGAUAGUAAUUACAAUGUAAGAGUAGAUAGGUAAUUGAGAUUUGCUGUGAUUUAUUUAUUUAUUUUUCUAAGUAAUUUCGUUGUAGUUCUAUUUAUGUUCGCUAUUAUUAAGUAAUUAGGUAUAAAAAGUCAAACAUAAUAAUAUUUAUUUUUAUAAUAAUUAGAAUUCCCAGGUUUCAUAACAUACGAUCCAAUAUAAUAUGAAUUGUACAAAAUAUUUUUUAUUAUGUAAAUAAUAUUCUAAAUUAGUCAUAAAUUUUGGCUUUUAAGAGUCUUGUUUUUUUAAUAAGCCAUAGUGGAAUUUUAUCAUGGAAUGAUAAAAAAUGGAAGUUAUGGAUUUAUGAUUAGGGUAUGGAAAUUGUUGGUUAUGUAAAGAAAAAGGUAUUUAUUUUAUAUUCAGUUGUAUACUUCUAUGAGGAUGUAAACAGCUUCUGUUAUUUCCUUGUUCUUCUAGUCUUCGAAAAUUCCAAAACCUGGGAUUUUUACCUGUAUCCUUCGAACUCUUCUGUACUCAUCCUAUACCAUAACAUGUUUAUUAUAUUUUUAUAUCGAUAGCUGUACUAUAUCUUCUCAAACGAUACUAGCUCUUAAACCUGUCUUAACUAUAUUAUUGUUAUUCUACCUAUAAGUACUGCAUACUCAUCAAUUUAGUUAUAUAUAACGCGACAAAAUCAAUUGGUUUACAGCUAUGACGUCACAAUACACUUGUAUACUAAAAUCAUACUAUAAACUUAAUAAGCCUGAGAAACCUACCCCUUCUUUUAAAAGCCCGGCAACGCGUAGCACCUCUCGUGUUGCAGGUGCUCUAAGGCGGCGCAGAUUGCUUACCAUCAGGUAAUGCAACUGCUCAUUUGCCGUCUUAAAAUAAAACUCUAUGUAAAAUAGAAAUGGUAAUCAAAAGUUCUACAGUGUGAAUGUUUUGUGAAUAAAAUCGUGUGUGCAGUUUGGUUGAAUGGGGCUAUACGGCAUCGUGCCCUGGCCACAAUCCAAAAUGGGGUGAUUCUCCCGGUUAUAAUGUUUGCCGUUCCCGUAUCAUUAUGUGAGCAAGUGUGAAAAUCUAUAUUUGUGCUGUAUACAUUUUGCAAGAAUUGUUUUUUGUUUGUAGUUCACAAAGAAUGUAACUUGAAAUAAAAUUUAUGUUAAAAGUUUGUUAGUGUAGUCUAAAACAAAAAGCGAAUAUUAAGAAUGACAUCUCGGGUGCGAUGCCUCUGCGUCAAGUAAAGGAAUACCUAAUCAAUACCUAAGAAAUUCUCUGCAAUUUAGUUUUGCUACCAAAACACCCUUUAAAAAAUUGCGUGUUUAACGACCGAAUAUUGAAACGCAAUUUAAAGUUGUACUUAAAUAUCGUGCUGUCUCUGACUUUUAUAAAGAAUGCGUAGCAACAGAACUAUUCUUGAGAGCAUUUUAAAAUUGAGUGACGUUUGGGUAUUUAACCAUAAGUAAUUCAGCAGAAGGUUUAGUUUGGUAACUACGCGAGUAAAGUUACAAACAACAGCACACCUUUUUAUUAACAAAACUUAGAAAUUACAUUCACCAGAACAUCUUAAAAAAACAAUAAACACAGAAUUGAUAUUGUCGCAAACUUCUAUAAUAUAUUUUGUACAUAACUACUUAAAGCACAAAUUGUACUGUAACUUAUUAUCAUAUUGUUUUUACUUCUUACUAACUGACUCUGUUCAUUUGUAUCGAAUGAUUUUCGUAAUGAAACGCUGUAUUCAUUGAA